AUGAAGAGCAUUGCUGGACUAGCGUCCGAGAACAAACCUUUGCCCGCUGUCCCUCAUCCUGAUUUCAACAAAUUCAAGACGGAGUAUCAUCCAAACAGUGGUCGACCUACUGUCAUUGAAAACUUUUCAGUUUAUGGAUGUGGAGAUGCUGUGCCUCCGUUUGUCGACAAUUCUCCAUGGCUUCCAUUUUCAUGCUGUGCAGACUUCGAGUUUGCUGAACUGGCACACCGAGCCGCUCUCAGCAAGGAACACAUGGACAAAUUUUUGUGGCUUAUCUGGAAUGCUGUCGAUGGUCACGCGAAACUUACAUUCAAGACUCAUGGUGAUGUAUUAAGAGCAUGGGAUAAGGCCUCAAUGCAGAUGACACCAUUCGAGAAGCAUGUUAUAUCUGUAGAUUAUCAGAAGGGGACACUCGACUUUGAUGUGUAUUCGCAGCCAUUAUGGGACUGGGCUAUGGACCUGCUCAAUGAGCCCAUCUUAGCGCCGCAUUUUGAAUGGAAUGCCCAGCAGUUGUAUAAGCAUGAUGGUACUCGGUACGAACAAUUUAUACACGAACCUUGGACUGCAGACCAUUGGUGGAGGAUCCAAUCGUCAUUACCUAACAAUGGAGUACCAUUUUCCUUCAUUUUGUAUGCAGACAAGACGCACUUGUCAUCAUCUGGCAAUGUCAAAGGAUAUCCGGUAAUUUCCCGGUGCGCGAACCUGCCAGUGCCUGAAGACGCAGAAGAAGACCACAAGCUCUCCUACACAAAUUUAAAGCACGUCGUUUGGCAUGAAGCAUUCUUAAAGUUUCUCGAGGUCAUCAUACUUUACUCUAAGACCGGAUUUGCCCAUAAAUGCUUCAAUGAUGUCGAACGGUGGUUAUACGCACUGAUUCUGCUAUUGUUGGCUGACUAUGAAGAACAGUGCGUGAUGGCAUUAAUACAGGGGACGGGCUCACUCUGUCCUUGUCCCAUCUGUCUUGUCCCUUCAUCAAAACUUUGCGACCAUACUGUGACGUACCCUACCCAAAAAGUUGAGGAUGCACAAAUUCGCAUCAAGCUCUACGAGGAGAACCGUGCCGCAGGAGAAGCAGCCCUGAAGGAGCAAGUGGAAAACUCGAAUCCCCAUGAGACAAUCUCCCAGGACCCUUUGCAUGCCUUUCAAGGCGGUUUAUAUGGUUACCACAUCCAUGAAGAGGCUAAGAGUCUUGCAGAACUUCUUGGGCGCAGCGCUCUCAAGCAAAUUGACGAGCAAUUUGAUGCCUUUCCACGAUGGAGGGGUCUCAAUCAUUUCCACCGGGUCACGAACAUUAGCUUUAGCGAUGGGAACAAAUUCCAGGAUAUUUCCAAGCAAUUUCUGUUUGCUGCUCAUAAUGUGCUCACGAAGCAGAAGAGCAAAGCUGGGUACAUGCUCUUGCGCUGUAUUGCAAGUUACCUAAAGGUAGACAUGUAUAUCUUGCUCGACACUCAAAUGGAGAGCACUCUCGCAGCUGGCGAAGCAGCUUAUGAAUAUUGCAAAGUUGCAGGUGAUUCGACCAAGAAUUGGAACUUUCCAAAGGUACACGCUGGCAAGCACAUAUUUCACGACAUACGGGAGAAAGGCGCCGCUCGGAACUUCAGCACUCGUCCCAAUGAAAAGCAACAUGGACCACUCAAACGGAUGUAUUUACGCCAGACGAACCAUAAGGACAUUGCAAAUCAGCUUCUCCAAUUAGAUCAUAGGACACUCGUUUCUGAGCUUAUUGGUGGCCGCAUUGCCCAGCUUGAUGAACAGCGUCUUCGGGAACUCAGGGAUGCUGACAACAACAACAACGAUCCAGACGACAAUGAUGACCCUGAGGAUGCCACACAUAUUGGCGUGUCAUUUCAGGGCCAUAUCUAUCUCGGUUCUCCCCAAUGCCCCACCAGUUUUGCUGAUGUGGAGGAAGCAAAUAGCUCGUCACGCGCUUUCGACCAAUUUUGGAAGAAGUUUUCGACGUUCAUCAAUGAAUUCCUUCCUGCCCAUGACAUACCAUUACCUGAUGGGAAAAUGUGGUUGAGGCCGGCAGCUCAAGACAAGCUACAGGAAUAUCGCUACCUCAAGGUGCACUACGAGUCUGUCGUUGACUGGAAGCUUGCUAUGGACUAUCUCCGUUGCAAUCUGAACUUCCACGGACACGAGCGCCGUGACUGCACACUUAUUCAUACUCACGACAAGGACGGCAACAGCAAGAAUAUAUUUGCCCAAAUCUUGUUUAUGUUUAAGUACAGUGUUGGCGACCAAUGUUUGGAUCUCGCUCUUGUACUUCCAAUGGAUGCUCCAAUUGGCCCACGGCCCGCUGUUGAUCAGGACCUGCAAUUCACUCGGCUGCGUGUAUGGCCUCCAGCAUCUUCGGAGUUCCUUUCCAUUCAUUCAAUCAUCCGUGGUGCUUUAGUUGUUCCAGAUUAUGCUAAUCCUCUUUGA
Molecule: messenger RNA, 2424 nt
Organism: Suillus fuscotomentosus
Lineage: Eukaryota; Fungi; Basidiomycota; Agaricomycetes; Boletales; Suillaceae
Exons: 11
Coding region: 1-2424 (807 amino acids)
Source: RefSeq, a predicted model, not a curated record